Molecule: messenger RNA, 1101 nt
Organism: Scomber scombrus (Atlantic mackerel)
Lineage: Eukaryota; Metazoa; Chordata; Actinopteri; Scombriformes; Scombridae
Gene: arr3b
Product: arrestin 3b, retinal (X-arrestin)
Exons: 15
Coding region: 1-1101 (366 amino acids)
Biological process (GO): visual perception; signal transduction; G protein-coupled receptor internalization
Molecular function (GO): G protein-coupled receptor binding
Source: RefSeq, a predicted model, not a curated record
AUGACAACUUCACUAUCUUUUCCUGUCCUCUCUCUUCCCAGGGUUUUCAAGAAGACCAGCGGCAAUGGGCAUAUUGCCCUGUACUUGGGAAAGAGAGACUUUGUGGACAAUGUGGAUUCAGUGGAAGUGGUUGAUGGUGUGGUUAAAGUGGACCCUUCUGGUCUUGAUGGCAGAAAAGUAUAUGUCUACCUUGCUUGCGCCUUCCGCUAUGGAAGUGAAGACUUGGAUGUGAUUGGGCUCUCCUUCAGAAGAGACAUUUGGAUAAAGCGUGUUCAGGUGUAUCCACCUACAGAUGGAAACACUACAAAAUCACCAAUUCAAGAAUCCCUCCUGAAGAAAACUGGAGAGCAAGGUUGUCCCUUUGCUUUCCAGAUGCCAGCAGAUCUCCCAUGCUCAGUCUCCUUACAGCCUGGGCCAAAUGAUUCCGGCAAGGCUUGUGGCGUGGACUUCGAGGUCAAAGCAUACAUUGCCAAUGAAGUCAACAAUGUAGAUGAAGUUAUUGAAAAGAAGGACACUUGUCGUCUAAUGAUUCGAAAAAUUCAGUUUGCACCAGCUAACAACAAAGCCGGACCCAAGGCUGACAUCACCAAGCAGUUCAUGAUGACUGACAAGCCUGUUCACUUGGAGGCCUCCCUUGAGAAAGAGAUUUAUUAUCAUGGGGAUCCAAUCAUUGUCAAAGUAAAAGUCAACAAUGAAACCAACAAGAUCGUGAAGAAAAUCAAAGUCUCAGUUGAGCAGCUAACAAGUGUAGUGCUGUACUCAUCUGAUACUUACGCCAAGCCUGUUUGCACUGAAGAGUUUGGGGAGACAAUAAACGCCAACUCUACACUGGAGAAGUCCUUCCAAAUAACCCCACUGCUGUCCAACAACAAAGAGAAGCGAGGCCUCUCUGUGGACGGACGGCUAAAAGAUGAGGACACUCACCUAGCAUCCACAACCCUGAGUCAAGGAGACAAGGAGGUACAGGGAAUCAUUGUCGCCUACAAAGUCAAGGUCAAUCUGAUCGUGUCCAGCGGAGGCCUGCUGGGUGGCCUAACAGCAAGUGAUGUGACUGUGGAGCUUCCUCUGACUCUGAUGUCCCCAAAGCCUGCAGAGCCAUGA